UUCUUCUCAACUUUCAACAUAGUGGGUUCCAGUGGGGUUCAGGACAAUCACACAAAAAUCCCCCAAACUUCAAACUCAGUAAAGAGUGUACUCUGUACAUCGCGCAUUUCCACGCAAUAUGCCAGCAUCGUUCUUCAAUAUGCAAAUAUCUCCUCCCUCUUCUCUCUCCUUAGAUUCAGUGUAUUCGUCCGACUCCGGGAGCAGCUGGAGUAGGGGAGAUGAGACGCACGAGGGAUCAAAUCUCAAGGAUAAACAGAAAAAAGAGAUACAAGGAGAAAUCAAAAUAUCUCGAGAUAAAAGUAAGGAUAGGAAGAACCAAGAAAAACGCAAAAAGCCUCAUAGAAAGAAUAACAAACAAAAGGAUACAAAAGAAAAACAGAAAGAAGAAGAAACCCCGGAAAAGACAGAACCCCUGAAUGAAGAAGGACAUACCAAGGAAAACUUAGGAAAACAAAAGAAAGACCGAAAAUCUAAAAAUCAGGACGGAAACAUACAGAAGAAAUUGAAUGCGGAAAUUCCACUAAAAGAAGAGGAAAAUCCUCCAAACCAGGAAGAACAAUAUCAGGACAAGGAAGGAAAAGUUGUGGAGAAAAACAGAAACCCCCCAAAAAAUGAAGUAGCAGUUAAAGCCAGGAUUUGGCGACCAUGCCGUCCAGGUGCUCAUGAAAAAGAACAAGAAGAUGUCUCAAAGCAAAAUCAAGGCAAGGAGAAAAUUAAAAUACAAAAAGGGAAAAAGUCUAGAUCAAAGGUUAGAAAUCAACCCGCUAAGGAAAACGGAGAGCAGGACCCAAAGAAACUUGAAACUGCUCCUGAAGAUCCUAAACCUACUCAUGAAGAUCCUGAACUUGCUCUUGGAGAUCUUGAACCGGUUCUUCCUGCUCCAGUACUAUUUUUAGACACUCCGGAGGAAUUAAACAUUGAACCAGUUCAUGAAAUCACCUUUAAUUAUACGAAAGAUGAGACGGCUAAGAAAGAUGAAGUGUUUUUAAAGGAGGAGAGUGGAAAGGAAAAUGAAAGGAUUAUGAAUGAGAUGAAAGUUACUCAAUACUGGCCCCAGCUAGCUGCAGCUUCUAAACUGAAAGGAAGGAUGGAUGAUCAGAAUCACGACUCCGACGGUUCAGUCGACUCUGGACUCGAAACCGGACUCGAAACUGGUCUCGAAACUGGUCUCGAAACUGGAAUCGAUACUGGACUUGAAAACGGACUCGAAAAUGGACUCGAACCCGAACUUGAAAAUGGACUUGAUACCGAGCUCAACCCUGAAGUCGAAACUGUAGUGAAACCUGAAGUUGAAACUGAAGACGAAAUCGAAACCGAAAUCGAAACCGGAAGUGAAACUGUAAAAUCAACUGUUCAUUUCUCUGCGGAUGAUGCUGGGGAAUGUAUUUAUGAGAAUGCAGGAAUCCUGCAGACAGCUCCUAUCCCGGAGCAAACCAAACCUCUUCAAAAAUAUGAGUUCGGACGGAGGGAUUCUCAAAACAGCCUCAACUCAAAGCAUAGUGAAGAUUUUCAGGAUAUUCUGAGUUUUGAGACUCCGUCCCAGAAUCUCCGGGUUUGGGGAGUACGCGGAGAAAGUGCUCCGGACACCCCGGAUACUCCUUCUCCUCGAACCUCGAACCCGACCGAGGACAAGAUCGCCAAGGAGAUCAAGGAGCUCAAGGAGAGGGAGGAUGAGCUCAGGAGAUUAAGGGAGAAUAUGCUGAGUGAUUCUCCUGUCCAAGUUGACCCUACUCCCCUGCAGCCGGAGACCUUGAACCUCAAGCAUCCUGCCAGUCAUUCAUACACACAACCUUCAGUUGUUAAACCACACUCAAACAGUGGAAAAUUUGAUCCAGCUCUCUAUCGUCCAGUGGUUCUACCACCUCGGAGUAGGAUCAUGCAAGAGUUUAUAUGUAAUGGAGGGAAGGUGACAGCAUUCACACAACCUGAUAAUUCAGUUAUUCAUCUUAGGAAACCCCAGGUCCACAAAGCCCAACCGAAAGUAUCUCCACCUGUUGCUGAAACUAGGAAACAUAAAACUGCGAUUGAUAAAAUUCAGGUAAAACUCUUCAUGAAAAUCUCAAAUAUCUUUGCAGCCUCAUGGUAA
Molecule: messenger RNA, 2086 nt
Organism: Eurytemora carolleeae
Lineage: Eukaryota; Metazoa; Arthropoda; Copepoda; Calanoida; Temoridae
Product: titin homolog
Exons: 9
Coding region: 119-2086 (655 amino acids)
Source: RefSeq, a predicted model, not a curated record